Amphibalanus amphitrite is the source of this 1851-nucleotide messenger RNA. Its product is annotated as solute carrier family 35 member G1-like. The transcript has 2 exons. Lineage: Eukaryota; Metazoa; Arthropoda; Thecostraca; Balanomorpha; Balanidae. The record is from RefSeq and is a predicted model, not a curated record. Bases 202 to 1371 code for a protein of 389 amino acids. Gene Ontology annotation, cellular component: membrane.
CAGUCUGCCGACGAGCCUCCGCAAAGAUAAACAAACUUGCGACAGUUGCGGUCUGGAUUUGGUCUCACUGCACUGAGUCUGCGAGACAGAUGUCAUUCCUGAGGAGCCAGCGGCGCAGAAGUGACGCCGCUGACAGUUUGGACAGUCAGUUGGCAGACGGAAGGUGUUGCGGCUUGCUCCGGUGUUGUCUUACGGUCGGCGAUGUCAGCCACCAAGACCCAGUCCGGCGACGGUCCCCCUGGCGCCAAACCGAAAGGAGUGCUGUCUCUGGACCUGAGCGGCGACUACGACUCCGACUCGGCUCCGCUGCCAUCGGUGACCGGUACACGCUCGUGUCGACACUCUGUCUCCUCCUGUACCGAUGUGACCUCUGAGAAGACGCCGCUGCUGGCGCCGCCCCGCCCGGAGACCUGCGGCGGCAGUGCGGACCCGGCGAGCGCUACGCCCAGCGGCGGCCGCUGCAGCUCCCACCUGGGCCUGCUGCUGGCACUGUUUGCCGCCUUCUGCUCGUCAUUGGUGAACGCACUCGUCAAGGGCCUGUCGUCGGUGGACCCGGCGGCGCUGUCGGCGUUCCGUUUCGCCAUCCUUCUCGUCCCAGCGAUGGCUGUGGCCAUUCGCCGUGGCACGUCCAUCUUCCCGCGCGGCCGCCGGCGCACGAUGCUGGUCCGCUCGGUACUCGGCACCGCCGGACUCGUGCUCAAGUUUUACGCGAUGCGUCUAAUGCCUCUGGCCGACGCCAGUGUGAUCGUGCUCAGCGUGCCCGUCUUUGUGGCGGUAUUCGCGCGCCUGUGGCUGAAGGAGCCGUUCACGUGGGUGAACGCCCUCACCAUCGCCGGCACGCUCGCGGGGAUCGUGCUGAUCGUGCGGCCGCCGUUCCUGUUCGGCGGCGGCACCGGCGAGGGCUACAGCGCGGUCGGCCCGGUGCUGGCCUGCACGGCCACGGUGGUGACGUCCAUCACGUACGUGUCGCUGCGCCAGCUCCGCGACGUGCACUACUCGGCCACGGUGUCGGUGUUCAGUCUGACGGCCGUGCCGCUCUCCGUGAUCGUGUGGCUGACCGUGGGCGACCGCUCGCUGCCCACCACGGCGCUGCCCUGGCUGCUGGUGCUCGCUGUCGGCGUGCUCAGUUUCCUGGUGCAGAUGUGUUUCACGAAGGCGUGUCAGCUGGAGCUGGCCGGCCCGGUGGCGGUGGCGCGCACCACCGACAUCCUGUACGCCGUGGUGUGGCAGGUGGUGUGGUUCGACCAGGUGCCCGGCAUGUACUCGUUCAUCGGCAUGGCGCUGGUCGUCAUCUCCGUGCUCCUGGUGGCGGCCAGGAAGUGGUACGAGGCACGGCACAGCCAGCAGAAGAAACCGACCGAAGGCGACUGAGCUUAGAAUCGCUGUUUUCUGUCAAACGGACCGUGAUACUUUGUGGACGUCAAAUAUGUUAAAUGUGAUGUCUAAUGGUUAUACCUACAUAUAUAUGUAGAAAGCCGAACGGGGAAAGGGUAUCGGAGCAUUACGGCACAUUGAACUUGUAAGGCUGCAUAAGGAUGUGAGACCCUAUGGGUAUGUUCUCCCUCAUUACAAACCACCUUCCUCCGAUGAUGUUGGUUUAUCAUUUGGCUCGCAAUAUUCAUGCAUAUUGUGGUUUCCUUCGUUAUUGGUGAAUCAUAAAUAUGUAUAAUUAUCUAUCAUGUUUGAAUAGAUAUGCGUUGCGCUGAAGUGGUUGUUCAUUGCGCUCCAUGCUGUCUAGUUCUCUGUGAGGUUGGGUCGGGUGAUUAAAGACAUGGGCUCACAUCAUAGUAGCAUGAUGACGUAAGAACGACUUUAGACGUUUUACCGGUAUGUAUGUAUUGUACAGUCUGU